AUGGCUCCUCACGCUGAACCUCAAUCGCAGACUACGGAGCAGACAUCUUCUGGUCAAUUCACCAACCCACCGUGUAAUAUGCUGCAUGUUGACGGUGCAGAUAUUGUUGAUGCUUCAGGUUCAAGAAUCAUUUUGAAGGGUGCAGGUCUUGGUGGUCAUAUGAACUUCGAGAAUUUCAUUACUGGAUAUCCUGGCCAUGAACACGAACACAGAGCUGCAAUGGCUGAAGUUUUGGGCAAAGAAAAGGCACAAUUCUUCUUCGACCGUCUGAUUCAUUAUUUCUUUACCGAUGCAGAUGCCGCAUACUUCCAGAGCCUUGGACUGAACUGUAUCCGAGUGCCAUUCAACUAUCGCCAUUUUAUUGACGACGACAACCCGACUGUUAUUAAAGACUCUGGUUUCAAGUUGCUGGAUAACAUUGUGGAUAUCUGUGGCAGGCACAAUCUUUACGUUAUUCUUGAUCUUCACGCUGUCCCUGGUGGGCAGAACCAGGACUGGCAUUCCGACAGUGGUAUGGGCAAGGCCUUGUUCUGGGAAUUCAAAGUCUUCCAAGAUCAAAUGAUAGACCUCUGGGUCGCUCUGGCCAAACACUACGUCGGAAAUCCAGUCAUCGCCGGCUACAAUCCUCUUAACGAGCCCGCAGAUCCCAAACACACUCGCCUUAUCAACUGGUACGACCGCAUCGAAAAGGCAAUCAGAAAAGUCGAUCCUGACCACAUCCUCUGGGUCGACGGCAACACCUACGCCAUGGAUUUCAGCCACUUCACAACAAUCAUGCCAAACACCGUCUACGCCUGCCACGACUACGCAAACCUCGGCUUCCCCAUCCCAGGCCAAGACCCCUAUACCAACACCCUAGAACAAAACUCCAAACUCCGCCGCCAAUUCAACCGCAAAGCGGAGUUCUCACGCACGCACAACGUACCUUUGUGGAAUGGCGAAUUCGGACCCGUCUACGCCGAUCCUUCCGCAGACCCCGAAGCCGACAAGACAAACAUCUCUCGCUUCGGCGUGCUCAAAGAGCAGUUGAAAAUUUACGCCGAAUCGCAAAUUCAUUGGACGAUUUGGUUGUAUAAAGAUCGGAAACAACGCCUCGGUCUUGAUUUCUGGGGCGUGGUGGACAAAUCCGGUGUUUCCGAGACGUAUGACCCCUUUUUGCGGGAUUUAAAAGCCAUGGUUCCGGAGCAUUUGCAGGGGAUCAAGUAUCCGGAUCAUUGGUCAUUUGACAGACAAUUCGAACGAAUCAUCAGAGAGUGUUUGUUGAGUGAGUAUUUGGGUAUGGAAUUUGCGGAACUUUUCAAGGGGAAAAGUGAGCAAGAGUUGGACGGAUUGGCGCAGAGUUUCAAAUUUGAGAACUGUGUUACUAGGGACACGUUGACGGAGAUUCUGCAGGAAGACGCGGCGAAAUCGAGGGCGCAGAAGUAA
Messenger RNA from Aureobasidium pullulans EXF-150, 1425 nucleotides. Its product is annotated as cellulase. NCBI's taxonomy places the organism in Eukaryota, Fungi, Ascomycota, Dothideomycetes, Dothideales, Saccotheciaceae. Bases 1 to 1425 code for a protein of 474 amino acids. Gene Ontology annotation, cellular component: extracellular region; cell surface. The transcript has 2 exons. The record is from RefSeq and is a predicted model, not a curated record. Gene Ontology annotation, molecular function: beta-glucosidase activity. Gene Ontology annotation, biological process: glucan catabolic process.